Messenger RNA from Tigriopus californicus, 1040 nucleotides. RefSeq lists its product as uncharacterized. NCBI's taxonomy places the organism in Eukaryota, Metazoa, Arthropoda, Copepoda, Harpacticoida, Harpacticidae. The record is from RefSeq and is a predicted model, not a curated record. The transcript is spliced from 3 exons. Bases 93 to 959 code for a protein of 288 amino acids.
AAUACUCGGCUUAAAACUGGAUUUGCUUCAGUUUCAUUCGAGAGUCGGCUGCACUCGCACAUAUUUACUGGAGGAGAAAUAGAAAUCCAACCAUGAAGUACCUCAUAUUAACUGCCUUUUGCUUGGCAUCCUUGGCCAACCUUGGCCAAGGUCAGAGCCUUUUGAACAAAGCCUUGGGAGUCAUUGGCUUGGGUGAAGCCAACAGCAAAUGUAGAGAGGCUGAAUCCAAACUUGGUCCUGGUCAAUGCGCCAUCUUGUUCACCGACGAUGAUUGUCGAGGUGAUUCAUAUCCCAUGGGAGAGGUGUCUGGCAAUCUUCCUUUUACUUACCAAAACCGAUUUGAGUCGGUUCUAGUCAAGAAGAAUUGUGCUUUCAUCGGCUACGACGAUUCAAUUGACAAAAUUGGACAAGGCUUGUCCAGUUUGUUGACCGGAAAGCGAACCAAUGAGGAACGACUUGAGUCCCUGGAUGAUUCUGCCGUGGUCAUUGCUCCCAAAGAUAAAAACUUGGGCAUCGACUUUGAUGAUGUGGAUUCCAAUGACAAUUUGGAGCAAGACAUUGAAUUUGCCGCGUGUGCGUGCGGUAACGUUGGUCCCUGUCCCGCUGUUCCAAAACAUUUGUGUGCCAUGUGCUAUGACGAGAACGGUUGUGAUCGUUCGGAUUGGGACAACUUCCUGGGCAUCCCCAUUACCAAUUUGUGGAGCUUGAGCCGUGGCGAUGGAGGCCGCAAUGGUAUCGAGUCCUGCGUCGUCCGCAAAGGCUGCAGUUUGACCAUUAUCGAUACCGAUGUUCUGGGCAAUGAUGGCCAAUUUACCUUUACUGCUCCCAAAGAUAGCGAUUACCAUUUCGACAUGAACGGCAAUCCUAACCCCAAGAUCGAUGAUUUGUCCAACGAUGGCGAACAUGUCACAUGCUCCUGUCCUGGAGAGGUGGAAAUGCACAUCGACGAACUGGAAUAAUCUAAAUGUCAUUCAAUCACCAAUACCUCUUUGAACACCAUUCUUUGACUUGUUUCUUAAUAAAAGUCAAUUUCAAAGUUU